Molecule: messenger RNA, 689 nt
Organism: Ciona intestinalis (vase tunicate)
Lineage: Eukaryota; Metazoa; Chordata; Ascidiacea; Phlebobranchia; Cionidae
Source: RefSeq, a predicted model, not a curated record
UUUAACAAUCGAAACUGUAUUAUUUUUAGAGGAAUAGUAGGAACUUUUAUUAUCGUCUCGGUUACAGUUAGCGAAGGGCCGGAACAAUAUUCACAGCGGAAUGUAGCGGUAAAACGAGAGUCUUUACAACACGUUUACGGUUAUUAUUCACUUUUAAUUAUUUUGCAAUAAUAGCUAUAUUAGUUUCAUUGUAGAAAUAUAUUGUUUUAAAACUAACUGGAUUUAUUUCAAAGUAAAAUGAAGGUAAGAAAAGCGUUAGAGUUGGCGCGGUUGUUGUUAUUAUUGUUUCUUGUAUUGGAUCGGGGAAUAAAAACAAGUUUGGCGGGAAAUUCAGCGAAGAGAGCCGGCCUUGUUGGAACAAAUCGCAUCGAUGGUUCAAGUUUUAACAAUAAUCAAGAUUCGUCAUCAAAUAAACUGCAUCCCCACACCUCAAUCGAUAAUUUUAGCAACUCCACUAGCGCCACCCAACGGUUAAAGAGUUCACUGUUCGCAAGAUACGAUAAGACAGUGAUGCCAGUUGUAAACCACAGUCAGAACGUUUUAAUUAGAGUUGGGUUCACUUAUCGACAGGUGGGUAACACUGGGUAUGAUUCUAUACGAGUAAGGUUCUAGAGCAAAGUACGCCAUGGGACCUGGGAUUUAGGCCAGAGUUGACCCAUUACCCCAACAUUGUAUAUGCACAUUCUAUU